UACAUCUAGGCGGUGGUGAUAAGUGACGUGGUUGUGCUCUACAUCCUGAAGAAGAGAAACUACUACAAGGAGAACAAGUACCAGCAAGUUGUGGAUAUGGACAGCGACAAAGAAUACGAAAUCAUCAACAAUCCACCGGAGGCACGGACCAUUGUGAGCCUUCGCACAUUAUCCAAGAAGCCAGUCAACUACUCCUCAACCUCCAGUAGCAGUGACAACUCCCAGGACCUCAAGAGUGAUAACUUAUAACUGCAGUCGCGAAUCGCGAUGACUCUUAACGAUGAAUUCUAUGAGACUUGU
This is a messenger RNA of Geodia barretti, 300 nucleotides long. NCBI's taxonomy places the organism in Eukaryota, Metazoa, Porifera, Demospongiae, Tetractinellida, Geodiidae. The record is from the annotation of a GenBank genome assembly.